UUUUUUGCAAACUGCCUCGAUUUAUAUAUGAAGCAAUCAUUCCUCAUCUUAGGAGCUGGAAACUCUGCUCGCGAAGUUCUGACUAUUGAAAAAUUUCCUAAUCGAAAUAUUUCAAUUCUACGUUCCACUUCGUUCCAAGCUCAAUUGAAAAUCUGAAGCUCCGCUACGAUUUUUGCUCUCGCAAUGGACAGGGGAAGCUCUAUAGGAAAUUUUCGACGCGGCUUUGUAAGUAAUCCAAUGGGCAUUACGCCCAGUCAUGCUACGGCACGGAGACUGGCGUAUGGAGAAGAAAUGUCACGCGCCGAGCCCGCAACAACACGGGCCAACAUCGGAUCGUCAGAACUAUGUUCAAGAAAAAGAUCGAAUCUGUGUUCAUCCUUACACCACGAGCUCGCGCCGAGAAUGCUUCUCAAAAAGGAACUAUGUUUUUUGUGUGAAAAAAUAUUGAGUUUUGGUAAAGUAGCAUUGCGCUGCGCCCGUUGUAAUGAGGUGAGGUGUAUCGAGUGCAAAGCAGUUCCUCGAAAGUCAAAUGGCUCAGCACCGAGCACAUCCGGUCGUCGCGAUGAUUCGAAAAAAUUCGCUGAUUAUGCUCCGAACGAACCGCCUUUUGUACCAUCUCUGAUCCUCCACUGUAUCGAAGCGAUCAGAUCACAUGGUAUGAAGAAUGAAGGUUUGUACCAACAGACAAGAGAACCCGACGUAGUCACUUUUCUGGUCGAGGAAUUUUCCAAUGGGAAAAUUCCGGACUUGAGUGAAGUUCCCAUUUCCGCAAUUUGCUCGACGCUGCUACGUUUUAUGAGAUCGUUGUCAGAGCCACUCGUCACUUUCGAACUUCGGGACGAAUUUAUUCGUGCAGCUUUGAUAUCUAAAAAAGGAGGGGGGAACGGAGCUCUUCUUACAGUAAUUUCGAAACUUCCACGGGUGAAUCGCGACACUCUGGCUUAUCUCAUACUUCAUCUACAACAAGUAUCCAGGAGCCCGGAAUGCGCAAUGUCCGUAGACAAAUUGGCCAGAAUUUUCGGACCCACCCUGCUCGCUUACGGUGACAUCGAACUCACUGACGAGACGUUGGACAUUGAAACGGAAAAACAAUAUGAGGUUUUUCGGAGGUUGAUGAGCAUUUCUGCGCAUGAAUGGGCCAGGUUCAUUAAUUUCGAGGCUCUUGAGAACAGGUUGAUGAGGGAAACUAGAACGACCAUAUCCCCUGCUACAUCAACUUCGGACUUGGACGACGAUGAUAUGUUUUAAAAGAAAUAUUUUCACUACGUAUUUUUGAUUUCGCCGGUACUUGCUAAUGAAAAAGGAUUGAAAAAGGUGUAUUUCUAAAAUCACAACUGUUUUAUAUUUUUCCGUGUUACAGUUUGAAUGUUUAAAUUCCAGACGCAAUUGUAUUUUCGUGCGCUCACCAGUUUGUUCAAUAUUCUCACAAUCAGUUCAGUUUAAUAAAUCUGAAAAAUUCUCGUUCAAAA
Molecule: messenger RNA, 1469 nt
Organism: Venturia canescens
Lineage: Eukaryota; Metazoa; Arthropoda; Insecta; Hymenoptera; Ichneumonidae
Product: rac GTPase-activating protein 1-like
Exons: 7
Coding region: 184-1248 (354 amino acids)
Biological process (GO): mitotic spindle midzone assembly; Rho protein signal transduction; mitotic cytokinesis
Cellular component (GO): spindle midzone; centralspindlin complex; cleavage furrow
Molecular function (GO): GTPase activator activity
Source: RefSeq, a predicted model, not a curated record